Molecule: messenger RNA, 2865 nt
Organism: Planococcus citri (citrus mealybug)
Lineage: Eukaryota; Metazoa; Arthropoda; Insecta; Hemiptera; Pseudococcidae
Exons: 2
Coding region: 381-2531 (716 amino acids)
Source: RefSeq, a predicted model, not a curated record
AAUUUGUGCAGCCCCGCACCCUCUUCAGUCCCUCCGUUGAUUCCUUCCAUACUUCGUAGUUCGCAUGUUUUUGUUUACUUUCGUUGCUUUAUCUUCAUUCAUGCCGAAGGAUCAGAUUUGAAGUAAAGGACGGAAGUAAAGUUAUUAUAUUUUACGUAAGAUCUGUGUUUUUAUUUUAGAUCCACGAACCAUAUAUCUACUGAGUUCAUGUCGUAUUGUAUGCAACGAUUGUUCACGUGCAUCUGCGAUCGGUGCCUGGUGCUCCAUUGUCCGGUGAAUUCUGAUAAGAAUAACUUCAUUGAAGAUUUGGCUGUUCAGAACAAACGGAUUGUCGAACCAUCACUCAAUUAAUCACUCAUGAUUCCAGAUCACUCACAAUAAUGGAUCCAAACGAAACACAAAAAAGCGACGAAUGGGUCGAAGACCGAUACGUAUACUACGCAGCCGUGCCAAGUCUUCAGCGGAUUACAUGUAUUCGAAUUCUUCGACGAAUAUGGUCCAGCUAUAUUUCUCGUCGGAAAAACUGCAACGAUUUGCAGGAAAAAUGCGGCAAUAACUUGAUGGACGUGUUCGGUCUUCCUGACACUUUCCCAGAAGACAUACAAGAAAUGCGAGAUCUCCUCAGAUUGCCUCGAACCUUCAAAGGAAUGUUGAUAAGUGCCUCGACCGCCGUCAGCUGUGGAAUUAGGUUAUGGAUAUAUCAUCUCGAAUGCUACACCAUGGGAAAGAAAAACGAACGAUACAGUAUUCGUGAUUUAGUACGUGAUUUCGAUAUAGACUGGUGCGUUUGGUUACCCAACGGUAGAAUCGAUGACGAACAAACCGCCAUGAAGUUAUUAUCCACCGUUGAUUUGAGUAACGAGCAAAGAUUCGCAAUUUUCAGUGAAUUUUGUAUGAAAAGAGAAAUCGACCAGAUAAAAUUACGUUCGCUGCGUAAAUCAUUCAAAAAAUCGGUGACUUUCGAAGAUAACCCUUUGGUGUAUUACUGGAUUCGUUAUCUAAGAAGAGAUUUAAAUGAUAUACCAAACUCUCCUUAUAGGACAGUUUACGCUGCUGUGGCUGAAAAAUGUGCCCGUAUUUCGUGGACAGCUUUCGAAUACUUUUGGCAUCGUUGUGACGUUGAAGAUCAAAUAUUAGUGGCCCAGUAUCUUCUUGCUGAUUUUUAUAAAGGAGGAUACAUGUAUCAAGAACGAGUUCUCUCGAUGAUGUCUUGGUUUCAACAAAGUCGUUUAUUGACUCUAAUUCCGGAGAAAAUAAUUUCAAACUUUGUUCGUUUAAACUUGCCCGAGUCUACGUCCUGGGCACUGAAACAUAGUAAAUUAAACCCGUCCAACUUUGCCAGCUUAGUGAAGGACUCAUUUUCAUGCGUAGGGGAUGAAGAAAAAAUGAGCUGGUUGAUUGAAAUAUGGGACGCAGCUUCGCCCAUACAUAAAAGUGUUACAGUGCAUAACCUACAAUAUGAAAUAUUUCCUCGAUUCUGUCAAUACUGUGAUUCAUCGUUUCGCCCUUCGCAGUCUGGUGUCAAAUUCUUAAUCAAGCUUUCAUCGCAUCUUGAUGCUCAAUUCAGAAGACGCGAAGUUUUAAGCAACGCAGUUUCAUUAGGAGUAUAUAUAGAUAACCUGAAUUUAUUGAACGAGCUGCUGGAAUUGAGUUUGCCAAGCGCCGAUGAUCGAGCUCUGUUCAACAGACUGGUUGAAGAAUCUCCGGAAUUGAAUGAAAAGUGUGUAUAUUUAAUGACUGAUGCCAAGCUUGCAGAUCUAAACGCGAAAUUGCAAUUCUAUCUGCCCGAUUCGAAUGCCAUACAAAAAUACAAGCAACGAAUGAUUUUGGAAUUGAUGAAUGAAGAAUACUUUCUAUACGAGACGGAUAAAUGGAACGCAUUCAGUACCUUCAUCGACGAAACGUUCCCCAAUGACGCAUCUGGAGCGUUGGAGUUGAAGAAGAACUAUAUUUUAUGUCAAGCGAGGUGUUUUCCUUUCAACAGAGUAUUUUGUGCUCGUGACCUGAAUCCAAUGAUUCAGAUAGUCGAAUCUGUAUUCAACACCGAGAAUGAGAACGAGUAUAUAAAAAAUGUUUUUUUCGAUAGUUUUGUAGCGAUGCUGAAACUAAGUGACUAUCGAUGGUAUAAAAUGUUUUUCAACGAAAUGUAUUUUCGUCGUUUUGUAAGAUGGUGCCUUGGCGAAAAAGAUCCUGCUGCAGUUCUCAAGUAUAAUAGUGGUGAAUUUAUGCAGGAUGUUGUUGCUGGAGUCUUAGGUGCCAUAAAUAAUUGUUACGUAGCGAAGGGCGAAUUUAAAGAAGCGUUACUCCAUGAUUUAGAUAGAUGCCUGAUGUGGUACUUGUCAGACGAAGAAAGAGUGAAAGAGUACAAGCUGGAAUGGAUUAAAGUGGUCCAAGAUUUAGAUAUUGUUCAAUCUGUUGUGCAACGAAAUGACACCGUAUCUUUGGAAGCUCUUUGCAUUUGGUUUUUCGAUGAAGAUCAAGACGCGAUCCAACAAUUCAAGUCGAAAAGAGUGAAACUUCAGUCAAGUUAAAUUCAUUGUGUCAUAUCUUGAGAUAAUUUGUUUUAAAAUUACCUAUGAUGAGCUUUUAGUAAAUAAGGUUUAUUUGAAUUUCUAGAAUGCGAAGUAUUUCGUUACCUACCUCUGUUUUUAUUAUUAAAAUAUGUUAAUUGUUUCUAUUUUUAUACAUGUAUAUGUACAAUGUUGGUUUCUCAAUAAUUAUUGGAAUUUAUACGUUGCAUUUUUUUAUACUCAUAUUAUAAGUACCUAGUUAUUAAAUCUUCAGGUUUUUUUCGAUUUUUUAUUUUAAAAAUAUUUGAUUCGUCUUUGAAUUUCGAUUGUUUAUUAAAAAAUGUCAAAAUAUGUU